Messenger RNA from Magnolia sinica, 1829 nucleotides. RefSeq lists its product as uncharacterized. The transcript is spliced from 7 exons. Gene Ontology annotation, molecular function: DNA binding; Hsp90 protein binding; protein-folding chaperone binding. Gene Ontology annotation, cellular component: cytosol; nucleus. The record is from RefSeq and is a predicted model, not a curated record. Lineage: Eukaryota; Viridiplantae; Streptophyta; Magnoliopsida; Magnoliales; Magnoliaceae. Gene Ontology annotation, biological process: protein folding; chaperone-mediated protein complex assembly. Bases 150 to 1412 code for a protein of 420 amino acids.
ACUCGCGCGUGUAGCCAUCGCCAUUUCUCCCUCUCUUUUUUAAUCAUUCGGUGUCUUGGACGCUUCAAAAGCAGUAGCGAACUGUGUCGGCGAUUCCGGUCCGAGUUCGUUGCUUGCUAGGGUUUUCCUUUUCUGCUCGAGACCAGAAAAUGAGUCGUCAUCCUGAAGUGAAGUGGGCACAGGGGGUUGACAAAGUUUAUAUUACAGUGCUAUUACCUGAUGCAAACAAUGUUAAAGUCAAUCUUGAACCUGAUGGAGUUCUUAAUUUCUCUGCUACUGCUGGAGCAGAAAACCAUUCUUACGAGUUGAAGUUGAACCUUUAUGAUAAGGUGAAUGUUGAGGAGAGCAAAAUAAGUACUGGUGUUAGGAACAUUUUCUGCAUGGUGGAGAAAGCGGAGAAGGGGUGGUGGAAGAAGUUAUUGCAUGGUGAUGAUAAGACGCCGCACUACGUGAAAGUUGAUUGGGACAAAUGGGUGGAUGAAGAUGAUGAGAGUGGUCCUAAUGAUUUGGACUUUGGAGGGAUGGAUUUCUCGAAAUUCGGUAGUAUGGAAGGCAUGGGUGAUGACUUUGAUGACAAUGAUAAUGAUGAAGAUAUGUCGUCAUCUGACCCAUCGACCGACGUUUGGGACUACGGUUCCCUAGUCCACUCCCCAAUGUCUGGAAAAAUGAAGAUUAUGUGUCGUUUGUGUGGGGCAAAGUUUUCUAACAAAACUAAUCGGCUUAGGUUACACUUAGCAUGUCGGGGUGGAGAUGCAAAACCGUGUCCUAAAGCCCCAAAGGAGGUCCAACUUCUUUUUCAGGCCCUUCUAGAUUCAAAUAAGAAACCUUUCACCCCAUCCAAACCUUCCACAAGAGUUGUAAUUGGCGAAAGUUCUGAUACACGGAGAAUAAAGAGAACUAAUAGAGAAGAGGAGGAAGUCAGAUUAUUAGCAUUGGAAGAAGAACAAUUACAACUUGCCUUGAAACGUAGUAUGGAAGAGGCUUCUAGACAUAAACGAUGUCCUCCAAGACAAGAUGAUACCGAAGCAGAAUCGAGCACAAGCAAAAAGAAGAAGAGUUACAAAUCGUCCAAGUUUCUCUCCAGUCUCGGUGCAUUUUACCGAGUGUUGGGUACUCCGUAUAAAUCUGCUCACAAAGAAAGCUUGAAAAAUCUAAUUCGAAUUAUACAAGAGCACGAUGGGAAACUCUCUUCACCUUCUAAUUCAGGAGAGGUGAAUGAGUACCUAUAUGAAGAUUUAGAUAGCAGCUCAAGCUCGAUAAACGAUUCUCCUGUAGUAAAAAAAGACAGAAAUGCAUCUAAGGAUGGAUCAGAUGGCGAAAGUGAUGGAUUCGGUUCAGACGCAGGAGGUAACUAUCAUGGGCAUGGCUAUGGUUAUAUGCCAAGAAAGCACUCCUCCUAUGGAAGAUAUUAAGUUGAUGUUGUGAACAAGAUCAAGAAGUGGAAAAGACGGAAACAACUGAAGUAGCAGAGAAGACUGAAGCAGCUCCUGUAGAGGAAACAAAGGAAGCUCCACAAAGCACAUGAAGGGUGGCCUGUGCAUGAUCGUUUUCCAUUACAAUGGCGUCAGGCAUUUUUUAUCUGGUAUUUUCUGUUCCACUGGUGUGGUGGUUUGCCAGUUCAUCUGGCUUAGGGAUGGUUGAAUUUCAGUUCCUUUUUUGGCUGGGCAGAUGCAUUUGAAAUCAGGUUUCAUGGAUGAGUGCGAAGACAUGUAUGCUGUUACUCAUCUCAUGUAUCUCUUUUUGUUUGUUUGUUUGUUUUUUUCCCUGAUUAGAUGCCUGUCUUUAAGCCUUUCACAUUUCAUGAUAUUGCUAUUGUGCUGAUGAUUCUC